Messenger RNA from Capsicum annuum, 1903 nucleotides. RefSeq lists its product as uncharacterized. The transcript is spliced from 6 exons. Bases 842 to 1537 code for a protein of 231 amino acids. Lineage: Eukaryota; Viridiplantae; Streptophyta; Magnoliopsida; Solanales; Solanaceae. The record is from RefSeq and is a predicted model, not a curated record.
UACAUUUCCUAAAAUAGUAACCCUAAUUCAAUUCAAUUUUCCCAUUUCAUUUACUUUCUAGCCGCAUUUUAUAUAUGUAUAUGUCAAUUUUAGCCAAAAUUCAUUUCCAAUUUGACCUCAAAUUAAAAUCCCCAAUUUCUAUUUCAUUUGACUCCUCUCAAUUUUAAUCAUAGUCAUUUAUGUCAUCCGAUCAAUGGUUGAGAUUAAAUCCACCAUUAUCACACUUUUAAACAAAAUAACUCAAACUCUAAUUCUUUUCACAAAAAUAGCUGCACCUACCUCUCUUCUCCCUCUUCCUCUCUCUCUAUCAACGACGACAGAACCCCAGCGCCGCCAGCCAUCGACGGAAUCCCAGUGCCGCCAGCAGCUAUCUCCACCAACGCCGGCACCACCACCAGCCGGUGAAGCAGUCGUCCACCAGCCACCCGGCAGCCUCCGUUUAGGGGAGGUGAUGUUGUUGGUGACUUUAUUUGUUGAAAAUGCUUAAAUUUUGGUACUAUCGGACGGCCGCUGGCCUCUCCAGUUAUCUACUAUCAUCGAUACCCUCCUGCAGCAGUCACGCAGCUUCGCAUAGUAAUUCUACUGGAUCUAUUGGGUUGUUGGAUCUUCAGCUUGGAGGCGCUCCAUCUAGUGCUUUCGAUCUCCCAUGCCAGUGCAUCCACCAUCGCUUACUAGGCAGCUAGGAGACAGAGAUGAUUCUGGGAGGAUUUAUAUGGUUCCAAUUGCGAGAGCGUUUAAGCCGGAUGCUGGAGUUGAAAAAAAGGCGCGAAUAUGCAUUAUUCGGCACUUCAACGGCUACUAGACCAGCUGACAAAAGGUUCCAGAACUUGACAGGGAUAGAAUGUUUGAAGAAUUUAAGAAAUUUUACUGGUGGGAUGCUGCAAAUGAAUUUCUUAUAAAGAGGAACUUUUUCCAAAGAUGUAGAGGCAGAUUUAAAGAUUUAUUGGAUUUUGCUCGAAAGAAAUCGGUAAAACCUAAGUGGAUUUCUGAACCCUUAUGGCCACUGUAUCAGCGCCACUGGAAUAGCCCAGAAUAUCAAUUGUUGGGGGAAAAAGGAAAGAGAGUCGGGGUAUCAUCCAAGGGUGGCUCCUUACAUACUGCGGAUGCUAGAAGUACUCUUGCUGUGAUGGAAAAAUUGGAAAAAGAAAUGGGUAGGGAACUACCAACUGAUGAUGUUUUUGAGGUGACUCAUCUGAGAAAGAAAUUGAACCCGACUGAUGAAGAUGUCUGGGUUAAACCUCGUACAAAAGUUGUCCACGACGAAUUUAGGCAUUUUCUUGGUGAGUAUCGUAGUAGUCUGCCUCCUAAAAGUCAGGGUGACCCAAUACCCCAGCAUGUACGGAAUGAGUUAUGGACAAAAGCUUCGGGUCCUGCAAAUAGAGGUCAUUUCUACGGAUGCCACACUGAAUAUUUUGGCGAUAAUAUUAGGAGUUCGUCCGGCCCUGCAUACUCUAGCUCUUCAGUUGAUGCAGAAACCAUUGUAGGACUACAAAAUAUGGUUUCUCAACUCACUGAAGUGCUUGUUGAACAAAGAUAGAGGUAUGUUGAACAGAGUGUGAGGUAGAAGAAAACGGAAGAGGCAAUGACAUCACAAAUCAGCAUACUGCAGCAGCAGUUCAGUUCUUUCAUUCAGACUGGGGGGUUAUUCCUCCGUGUCCUGGUGAUGCAGUUUGGGCUGCAAAAGGUCUAGGCCCCCCGGAUGAUUUCAGCACGGAUGAUGAUAUGAAAGACGAGGACGAAUUCAAUGAUGAUGACUGUUAGUUUUGUGAUUGUUGUAUGUCUUGUACUUUAAAUUUAGACAUUUUGUUGUUUGAAACUAUUGUUGUAGUAUUUUCAUACUCACUUUUGUUGGAUAUUUUGUAUGUGUUGUACACUUUUGAAUUUUAUUUUUGUUGUUGUUGUA